This is a messenger RNA of Hemicordylus capensis (graceful crag lizard), 1396 nucleotides long. RefSeq names its product cell death activator CIDE-A-like. Gene Ontology annotation, cellular component: lipid droplet. NCBI's taxonomy places the organism in Eukaryota, Metazoa, Chordata, Lepidosauria, Squamata, Cordylidae. The transcript is spliced from 6 exons. The coding region runs from base 293 to 937 and encodes 214 amino acids. Gene Ontology annotation, biological process: apoptotic process; lipid storage; regulation of apoptotic process. The record is from RefSeq and is a predicted model, not a curated record.
CAAGGAUUCCCCUUCGCAACUACAGCCGGCCCCUCUCUGAGCAACUUAGUGCACAUGUCCCUUCAGCUGAAAUGGACAGCGCGCUUGCACAGAGCUACGUCAAAGCCAAACACGUGGUGGGCCCGGAGACUGGGCGGGCUUGCCGUGUGCCGGGCCACCAUCAGUCAGGGCGGAGCUGCGUCGGCGGGCGGGCCGGAGGGACCCCUCGGAGAGCAUAAGAAGAGCGGCCACAGCAGCAAGCAAGCAAGCGAGCGAGCAGAAAGAAGGUGGGAGUACCGGGCAGAGGCACACAAUGGCUGUCGAAAGCGCCCGCGAUUACACCGUGGUUUUGUUCCGGUCUUUGGCAUCUGUGGGAUCCUCUCUAGGGUCAGUAACAAGACAGGCCCUGUUUGCUCCCCUUCCACCUGCAGCCCGACCCUUCCGUGUCUGUAACCAUGACAGAAGCAAUCGCAGAGGAGUUGUAGCAAGCACUCUGCAGGAGCUGAUCAGUAAGACUUUAGAUGCCUUGAUGAUUACUGCUGGACUGAUAACCUUGGUUUUGGAGGAAGAUGGCACUGUGGUGGAUACAGAAGACUACUUCCAGUCCCUGGAAGAAAACACUUGUUUCAUGGUUCUAAAGAAAGGACAGAAAUGGAAGCCAGGGCCAAACCAUGGCAUCGCAACCAUGCAGCAGCCAAAGAAAAGGGGGGUAGCAAAUAUCACUCUGGACUUGUACAAGCUGAGUCCCAAGGACUUCAUUGGCUGUCUAAACAUCAAAGCUACCUUCUAUGAAAUCUAUUCUGUGUCCUAUGACAUAAAAUGCAUGGGAGCAAAGACUCUACUGCGGAGGAUACUUAGAUUUCUUUCACACCUUGCACAAAUAACCGGACAACUUCUUCUCUACACUGGAACAAAUGUGCUACAAUUAAUGGGGGAUUGCGAAGAAGAUGACAGAUAAAAAGCACUGAGCACAAGAGCCUUUUGGUACUGGUUAUCCAGUGGAAACACUUCAAGCAUUCUUCUUGAAAUUUUUAAAAUAUAUUUAUAGCUUAAUAUGUUAAAUGAACUCUCCAUUGAUCAGAUGUAGCUAAACUAUUUCCUUGUGUUGAGUUUUAUUAGUAAGAUAGUGACGUGAUAAAUGUAAAUAUGAUCAGAGUCUUAAUGCAGUGAAAGGAAAGUUUAUUGAACAUCUAACUUGUUCUAAGUAGGGAAAUGUUUGUGCCAUAAACUUUCAAACUGAGAGUCCUGUGCAUGGCAAGCAGAUAUUUAUUGAUGUGUAUCUCUGCUGAGAUGACUCAAUAGAGCAGCCUGUGAACAGUCAUGCCGCCGAUUCUGACUUAACACUAAGUUCAACUACCACUUUAAAGUUGCUUUUCUUUUGCUAAUCUGUAAAUAAAAACAAGGUUCUGUAUAAAAA